This is a messenger RNA of Hippocampus zosterae (dwarf seahorse), 1755 nucleotides long. RefSeq names its product Rho GTPase activating protein 1 (gene arhgap1). Gene Ontology annotation, cellular component: cytoplasm. The record is from RefSeq and is a predicted model, not a curated record. The coding region runs from base 175 to 1467 and encodes 430 amino acids. The transcript is spliced from 13 exons. Gene Ontology annotation, biological process: small GTPase-mediated signal transduction; negative regulation of endocytic recycling. NCBI's taxonomy places the organism in Eukaryota, Metazoa, Chordata, Actinopteri, Syngnathiformes, Syngnathidae. Gene Ontology annotation, molecular function: GTPase activator activity.
AAGCGGAAAAGGUGUAACGCCGCUUGUGUGCGUUCAGUGCUGCGAGCGAAAAACAUCACAAAGAUCUCCAGGACCUCCAUGUGCCAUUAGUGUGUGUAUGUAUGUGUGCGUUUGUGUGUUAAGCGUGUUUUCAGUCUUGAGUGCUUUGCGUGCUGCACCGUCCCGUGGUGUGCAAUGUCUUCCGAGUUGCUUGUGGACUUGAGCGAGGACCCGACGACGGCACAGCUGAGCCACCUGAAGCUGGCCACUUUAGAGGACCACCAAUGGCCGGCGGAUGACGCUGCUCUCAGCAAGUCGGAGACUGAUGUCUCUCAGCACUUUGAUGCCGGUUCCCCGCACCUGCCCUGGGACCAUCCCUUCUAUGACAUCGCCCGGCAUCAAAUCAUCGAAGUCGCCGGUGACGACAACUUUGGCAGAAAAGUGAUCGUCUUUAACGCCUGCAGGAUGCCGCCCCAGCACCAACUGGACCAUCAGAAGCUGUUGAUGUACCUGAAAGGAACAUUGGACCAGUACGUGGAAAGCGACUACACCCUGAUCUACUUCCACCACGGACUGACCAGAGAGAACAAGCCGUCGCUCAGCUGGCUGCGGGACGCUUACAGGGAAUUUGACAGGAAGUACAAGAAGAAUAUCAAAGCCUUGUAUAUUGUCCAUCCCACCAUGUUCAUCAAGACCCUGCUGAUCCUCUUCAAACCCAUCAUCAGUUUCAAAUUUGGAAGGAAACUCAACUACGUGAGCUAUCUGAGUGAGCUGGAGGACGUGGUCAAGUGCGAGCAGCUCGUCAUUCCAGCCCGUGUCAAAGAAUACGACAACAAGCUGAGAGCCUCCCUGAAGCCGACCUCCUUGCCUCCUGUGUCCCCUCCUCGCAGUCCUCCUCAGCCCAACCAGGUCUUUGGGGUCCCCCUUGAAUUGUUGAGGAAGAGAAGUCCAGAUGGAGAUCCUGUUCCUGUAGUCAUGAGAAACACAAUUAGCUUCCUGUCAGAGCAAGGUCUGGAAAUCGAGGGAAUCUUCCGACGUUCCGCCAAUGUGACUUUGGUGAAGGAGAUUCAACUCCGAUAUAACUCAGGCGAAGCCGUGAACUUCCGAGAGAUGGAAGACGUCCAUUUGGCGGCCGUGAUCUUGAAGAAGUUCCUGAGGGAGCUGCCCGAGCCGCUGCUGACCUACCAGCUCUACAACGACAUUGUCAAUUUUGCCUCUGUGCCCAGUGACAGUCAGGUGACUGUCAUGAAGACGUUGGUGGAGUCGCUGCCGGAGGAGAACUACGCCGCGCUCAGAUACCUAAUCACGUUUCUGGCACAGGUAACGGCCAACAGUGACGUGAAUAAGAUGACCAACAGCAACCUGGCUGUGGUGUUUGGGCCCAACCUGCUCUGGGGGCGGGACAACGCCAUGUCACUCAGCGCCAUCGGACCAAUUAACAACUUCACCCAAUGCCUGUUGGACCAGCAGCACUUGGUCUUUGCCUAAAGUUGGUCACUUGUCUGUUUUCGCCACUAGAGGCAGAGUGAGCCAUCGAAUGGCACUUGGACCGACGCAGCCUUGCUCUAAAAUGCACAUUAAGAAAAAAGAAAGAAAAAAAAACAUCCCCAGGAUGACUUUAAUUGUGUAUUUUGUCACCUGGGAUUCUAAUCGGGCCCCGCAGCAGCGUGGCGAGUGCGCAACAUCAAGUUGAAACGUGUAUCCUGAGAGCUUGGCGAGAGAACAACCGUGCAAAUAUAAACUUUUAACACCUUCGCAACAAAAUAGAUUUCCUUG